CGGCCGGUGAACCCGCGUGCCGUACGGUUGUUGUCUCUUCGUUUUUUCGCACCGCCCGUGCGUUUUCUCUAUCUAUCCUUACGUUUCGCGCUUUCUAUCUUUCUUAUAAGUCUCUUUCUCGGCUUUCAGCUAUAAUCGUUUGGUUUUUUUUUUUUUUUAGAGUGAUCCCUAGAUUCUUCGAAGCUAGAUCGCGUGUGACAUUCUGAUCCUCCAUCGUCGUUAUUCUCGUAGAGAAACGCACGCACACGCAUCGUACAUGCGUAAUCUCUUUCUCUUUCUAUCUUUCUUUCUUUCUUUCUAUUGACGCUCUCCGUCCGUGGUUCCUUCGCUCGAAGAUAACAACGAGAGAAGGAAGAAUCCUCCUCGCAGGACCUUUUGGAUUUUUCUUCGACUCGUCGUCAUUCGUCCUCUUCGUUGUACACGGGCGCUACGCCUUUGAGAACUUCUCCUGCAUGAUUUCGUACGACCCGACGUCGUACGUAAGAAACAGGAAGAACGCGUUCGCCAUCGAGGAUGACGUAGCCCGAGGGUUACUUAUCGACGAGUCAGACGUCGAGGAUGCACGUGAGAAUAGUAUCAAGAGCGGACGAAGAGAAGGAAAAAGGAAGGAAGAGAAAGACAUCAGGUCGUUCUAUUGAAGAAACUGCAUUUGCUCGGUUCUUCUCGUCGUGGUUGUCGUUGGAUAUUUUCAACGAGGCAACGACCGAUAAAGACACUGCCAGGGUAACGAACAGCACCAGUCGUGCCCACCUGAGUCGUCCGUUAAGUUGCAUCCGUCGUCAUAACUUUGCGUCUUUCGUUCUUCUUUUCAUUUUUCCUCCCAUUCUGUAGACAUCGGAAACGGUUACGGACUCUAGACUUUCCCUGCACUUGUUUCUCUUUCUUCUCUUUUUGCACAGAAUCUUUUCUCUCUCUCUCUCUCUCUCUCUCUCUCUCUCUCUCUCUCUCUCUCUCUCUCUCUCUCUCUCUCUCUCUCUGUCUGUCACUCUCUAUCAAUCUAUCUAUCUCUUUCUCUUUCUCUUUCUCUUUCUCUUUCUUUCUCUUUCCGUUUUACCGGCUUCUACUCUCGCGUACGCGUUGGAAGAUCAAAGAGCUAAGAAGAAGAAGAAGAAGAAGAGAAAAGAGGAAAGAUGUUAGGCGUGAGUCAGCCGAGCAAUCCGCCCUCGAGCUUGCGUCACUCCGCAAGCUUCUCCUGUCUGCAAAGGAGCACCGUCGGCGAGGGCCAUCGUGCUAGAACCUCGACAUUGUUGCAACAGCCGAGCCUGCAGCUUACUAACGGCCACCAUCAUCAUCACCAUCACCACCAUUCGCAGCAUCAUCAUCAUCAGUACUCGUCCGGGCAGAGCGGCUCGUCGCUUCAACAGUCGAGUAACAACGCUCAGCAGCAACAACAGCAACAGCAACAGCAACAGCAGCAGCAGCAGCAGCAGCAGCAGCAUCAGCAACAACAACGAGGGGUCGAGGCCGAUGCGAUUCAAGAGAGCAACGAUUACGGUUUCGUAAGGAUCAGGCCUCGUUUGCGAAGUACCAACGCUACGAUCUAUCACGAGGAGGAGGUGGCAGCGGCUAAGAGCGCUUUUAGAGAUCGAGACGCGUCAGCUUUCAGCGAUCGCGAGUGCGAGUCCUCGAGCUUUCGCGAAUUAUUGAAGACGAAGGAUCGAGAGCAAUCGCCAAAGAGCGGAGGCUCCUCGAAGAAUCAGAAUCCGUUGAAGGGUGCCCUGAUAUUGUUCACGUCCACCUCAUCUUGGUGGAAAGCGAGACAGCGAGAGGAACAGCUGAACGGCGUUGGUGGGUCCUCGAGUUCGGUUACCACCUCGAUUUUGCCUUCGUCCGAGCGAAAGUGGUCGAGCACCUCGAUGGCGUCACCCUCGAACGAGAGAAAGUGGCCGCCCUCGAUGACGUCGCCCACGAUGGGUGAACGGAAGUGGUCCGUCGGUAACAAUGCCUCGUUGACGUCACCGAGCAACGAGAGGAAGUGGACCAGGUCCUCGGUCUCUUCUAGCUCGACGAAUGUUCUCGCUGCCAGCACCGGAGGACAAUCUCAGCCGCAACAACAGGAUAGGAAAUGGCGCUCCCUAGGUGCCCUUCUUAGAGCUCCCACAGUUGGCGGAGGAAGUGGUACUUCCUCGCACGCGAGCGCUUCGCUUCAGAAUUCAUUUUCUCACAACAUGAGCGUCUCGAUGAUCGAGAGCACCACGGCCGAGCGUUCUAGAGAGGAGCCACGUGGCUCGGCUUGCAAAUCCUCUUCUACGAGAUACCAACAGCCGAGCUCGUACUCGGCUCGUGUAUCCCGAGUCACCAGAGAUAUAUACAGAGAGAACGGCGAGUUCUCGCAGGCUGCCAGGACCAAGGUCAGUCGUAGAUUGUAUCAGGAACCACCUAUCGAGGCUGCCGGCAAUGCGACGUCUACCGAUCGAGAGAUCAUCGAGGAUACCGGGAGACACUCGCUCGCGAGACACCAUCAGUUCAAGGACGAGUGCAGAGCUAGAACGAAUCGCGAGAGCUUUUGUAGAAUCGAUCAGACUACCGAAACUCGUACUACUGGAACCGGCACGACGACUACCUCGUCCUCGACCACCAGAUCGAGCAGGGCUCAGAGUUUCUAUCUCCUGGAUGAUUUUUUGAAGCCGCAACCUCAGCAGAACAAGUGCAUGUUGAAUCUUUACUUAUCCUCCCCGUAUUCGAAGUCGGUCGAAACGAAGAGAGUAUCGCAAGGAAACGUUACCACGAACAUAACACCUCCGAGACGUCACAAUUCGAGUUCGGAUAGUCUCGAAGUUGCUACCAGUCCUUUGCCGCCUCCUGUACCGCCGCCGCCGCCACAGCUAAGUGCUAGAGAAAGAGAGAGAGGUGAAAAUUUCAAGGAGAAGGAGGUGUGUCCAUGCAACAUGUGCUGGGCUUCGUUGCAGCAGAGAUCGUUCGCGGAAGAGGUGAGUAGGAGAUCGAAAGAACGCACGUCUCUCUACGAAGAGAAAGGGAGGAGUCCCGGAACGCUGCACAAAGAUGUCGACGGUGCUGGUACCAAGGUCAGUGGAAAGACGGUCGGAGGUGUCGGCACGGCAACCCUCACCACGCUCUCCUCCAUUAAUAAUACAUCCAACGCCACUCGAAAUAAGAACAAUCCGGUAUCUCACGAGAAAUUACCGUCGUUCUUCAAUACGAAGCCCACGCGGGUGGAUAAAUCGAACGCCAAGAAUGCAAACAAUUCUACCAGCAACAACAUUCACAAUAUGUCGAUGCACGAAUCACACAGUGCCAUCACACACUCUCAUGAAUUUCAUGGCGGCAAAUUCCCUAUGACACCUCAGGAAGCUGUGAAGUAUUAUGGAUAUCGACUUCCGGAUUUCGAGCGCGCAGAGAUUGAAAAGUAUUCCGAAAUUUGGUACUUGGGUUUGUCGGCGAAUAAAAUUCACGGAGAGGAAGGUGCAUCGCAAAACGGCGGUUACGAUGACGAAAACGGUAGCUACAAUAAAGUCCUGCAUGAUCACAUUUCCUACAGAUACGAGAUACUAGAAGUUAUUGGAAAAGGAAGUUUCGGUCAGGUGAUUCGAGCAUUCGAUCAUAAGGCGAGUCAGUACAUCGCGAUCAAGAUCAUCAGAAACAAAAAGAGAUUCCAUCAUCAAGCACUAAUCGAAGUUAGAAUCUUGGAGCAUCUGAAGAAGAAGGAUCUGGAUGCCAAUGCGUCGCAUAAUGUGAUACACAUGUUAGAGUAUUUUUAUUUCAGGAAUCAUUUAUGCAUCAGUUUCGAAUUAAUGAGUUUGAAUCUGUACGAGCUAAUCAAAAAGAACAAUUACCAAGGAUUCAGUUUAAGUCUGGUACGACGAUUCGCUAACUCUCUGAUUAGCUGUUUGAGAUUGCUCUAUCGAGAAAAUAUCAUACACUGUGAUUUGAAACCGGAGAACGUACUUUUGAAACAACGAGGUAGCAGCUCGAUCAAAGUCAUAGACUUUGGCUCCUCCUGUUAUAGCCAUCAGCGUGUAUAUACGUACAUUCAAUCGAGGUUUUAUAGAAGUCCGGAGGUGAUUCUCGGUCUUCCGUACGGUACGCCGAUCGAUAUGUGGAGCUUGGGUUGUAUUUUGGCCGAACUUUAUACGGGAUAUCCUUUGUUUCCGGGCGAGGACGAGAUCGAACAACUCGCGUGCAUCAUGGAGGUACUCGGGCUACCUCCAGAACACAUCACCAGUCACGCUUCGCGUCGCAGACUCUUUUUCGAUCAGAAGGGUACUCCACGAUGCGUGACAAACAGCAAGGGCAAAAAGAGAUGGGCUGGCAGCAAAAACUUAACGAUGGUUCUCCGAUGUACCGAUACACAUUUCGUCGACUUCGUUAGCAGAUGCCUCGAGUGGGAUCCGAAGAAGCGCAUGACCCCCGACGAGGCAGUGCGCCACGAGUGGCUGAGCUCUUCUUUCUCUCAUGCGAGCUCCUCGUCGUCGUCGUCAUCGUCGACGAUGACGUCGUCGACGGUGAACGCGAAAAACGGCAACAACGGUAACAACAGCAACGCUACGGCAGCGGUCGUCGAAACGUCUCAAUCAUCUCACGCGCAAACUGUAACGCGCCUGACGGUCAGCGAAGCGUUGCAGCUACCUUCUAACAUGGAAUACGCUCCGUACAGUCUCCUAGCUCUCUACCUCAAGCACGAUAAACACAUGAAGAGGGUCGGCACGUCAGAGAACUCAAAGAGCGGCGGUGCAGCGACAACGGACAAUUCCAAGAGUAGCAGCAGUCUUGUUGUAAAGAGCAAGUUAAAUGGUAGCGCGAGUAGCCAUGCCUUGGCCAGUAGCGCUCAAACAACGACGUCCAGGCACGCCUCGACCGGUGACAUAGUUUCUAGCUUGGACCCGAAUCUCGACGACUCCGGAACCUUCCUUCCACCGAUAUUGUGAAGUCGGGUUUACGCUAGCCACUUUUAAACGUCCUCCGUUUGAGUUCGUUCUCUGCGUCUUUCCUCUCUUUCUUAGAUCGAACGAUUGAGCGAUUUUUAGCUGGCAAGUUUUCUUAGCUCCCCUCGGCUAAAAGUUUUUGGAUCUAAGAAAGGCAACAUUCUGGGUAGCGUCGUACAUAUGGAAUAGGAGGAAGAAUUGAAGCUUGAUAUAUAUAUAUAUAUAUAUAUAUAUAUAUAUAUAUAUAUAUAUAUAUAUAAUCGAGUAAGAAUGUUACUCAAUAGGGUAGAGGGUAGUAUCGUGCAAGAAGUUAAUGAAAGCGAAGGAAACAGGUAAAUUUAAUAAAGAGUUAUUUCAAAAAAGAGCAGAGUAUCAUCGGCGACUCAAACCGAUCAUUAAAGCGCGUCUUCGUCAUCAUCAUAGCGUAUCAUCAAAACAAAGUCAUUAUCAAUAACGAUAACGAGUGAAGUUUUUCUUAAGUUCGGAAAGAGUGUACGCUUUCCAAUUUUCUAAGAGCAAUAUCGGAAAAUUGAUCGUUUCGAUAAAUCGAACGUCGUCGUUGAAAUGUAGGAACGCGUGGUGAGAGCGAGCACAUGGUGUGUGCGCUUAGAAAUGGCUGGCCCGUGUAAACGCGCUUGACGUUCUCGAUGCCAAAAGGGCUUAGAAGAUAUAUGUGUAUAUAUAUAUAUAUAUAUAUAUAUAUAUAUAUAUAUAAUUUAUAUAUGUAUAUAUAUUAUCGAUAAAAUUCUCAGCCCCUCCCCCUUAAUAUCGAACUAGCUACGAAGUCGAGAUCGCACAUACAAACGUCGUCGUUUGGCUGAUCGUAGCGAAGUACAUGGGAUAUGUCGUUAUUAGAUCAUCGCUUGGAAAUACGAUGGAACCUAAAUUAAAAUGCCGUAAAGUCACUCGAGUAUCAAUCAAAUUAUUUUCUCGUUUAAUGGAACAAUCGUGUUCCCUCCAUCCGGAAUAUAUUUAUUUAACGGUAAAGUUCACGCGUCAAUAUAUCAUGAGAUUUCACGCGGUAUAAAUCAUCGAUAUUAAAUUGAGAAAUUACUUUGAAAAAUUAUUCCGAAUGAUAUUGUUCUCUAAGGAGAGUAACUAUUAAUGGUUCAUCGAUGUGAUCGCGCGAUAUCAUUCAAUAUAAGCAUAACGUCGCGCUAAUCGAUGGUCUAACGAGAUAAUAAUUUUUUCCUUUUAAGCGAUCGCGAGGGCGAGCUUAAAUAUAUUCUACUAUAAUUUAAAGAUAUCGUCCGUGUAGUGUGUCGAAUGGAUUUUUAAUUACUUGUAGUAGGUAACUGUUUAUGGCGAUGAGAAAAUAUAUAAGGAAGAUAAAAAAGGUGGUGUUUGACGUUUCAAAAGAUCGCUCCUUUUUUAUCGUCUGAUUAUUUUUUAUCAUCACGUCGAGAAGAUCUGAGCAAUUUUUCGUAGCUAUCAGUGGCUGCUAAAAAAUCGCUAUCAAUAAUAAUGAGAAUUUGAAAGGAGCAAUCUUAAAGUGAAAAAUAAAAAAGAAAAAAAAAAAAAUAAAUAAACGAAGCGUGCCCCAGUUUCGCGAGGCCUGUGUAGUAGUCUUAUUGUGAUAUUAAACUACCACUGUCUUAUUUAGAUCUUUGGUAAUAAGAAAUAAUAACGAUCGUUAAUGAUUUCAUUACUAUUAAUCACUAAUAUUUUCUUUAUAAUGAGUAUCGCAAAAACAAGCUUAUUGCUACAAGAUUAUAAUUACAUGAUUAAUGUGUGCAAGAGAGAGAGAGAGAGAGAGAGAGAGAGAGAGAGGGAGAGAGAGAGAGAGAAAGAGACAGAAAGAGAUGAUUAACAUUGACGAAGAGUUUAAUAUUAUCUUGUAGGAUUGUACAGCUUUUAAUUAAGUCUGCGAUAUAUAUUCCUGAGUAGCACGCGAUUUGCUUGCGUAAUCGAAGAAUACGUAAAAUGCCAAUUUCACUGAAAUUUCCAUAUCAUUUGAAUUUUUCUUUAUCUAUAUCAAUAAUGCUUCUUUUUUUAUUAUUAUUGUUAUUAUUAAUAUUAUUAUUACUAUCAUCAUCACUAUUAUCCUUACUUUUACUACAAUUAAUAUUAAUAUUAUUAUUAUAUUAUUAUAUUAUUAUCAUUAUUGUUCGUACGAUUAUGAUAUUAUCAGUCAUACGUUAACAACGCAAUAUCUUAUGUAAAAAGCGAUAUCACACUUUAUAAGAUUGUACUUUAAUUCACCGAGAUUAUUCAUCGACGUCCAGCGUUUUUUUGGAUGUUGGCGCAAAAAUCAAUGAGAUAUCCAGGGAACAGUCGUCUUUAAGAACGCGGAAUGGAUUUAAUGGGAGAUUAUAAUACUUGUCUAACUUUCAUGUCGUUUAGAUGCGUCGAUUUUAACGAAGUUCGUAGAACCACGAAAGAUUGUAUAUCCGAGCUUAAUAUUCAUAGUAGAAUUCGAGAAAGAAUUUGGCCCCCUUCAAUCGAGACUCGAACGAUCGAGGAUUUCAUUCAUUUUUCUUCCGUAUCUUUUUCCUUUUUUUACCAUUCGAACUUAUGCUUCGUCCGUCUCGUUCGAUUGUUCACACUUUCAUACGAUUUCAUAGGAUUAUAUAGUCGGCGGACCAAUUGUGCUCUUCGGUCCAAUUAAGAGGCUUAUAGAGAAUAAGCUUCGUCAAAUAUCAGCAGCACUAGAGAACGAUCAUACGACAUUGAUUUUUUCACCUUUAGUUUCUCCCUUUUAUCUUCCUAAAGUCCCCCUCCCCAUUGGCUUCGAAGAAGAUUUAUUAGACGUUAACGAAUGAUCGAUUCGCGUAGUAGUAUCUUUUCACGACUGAUCGCGUUAGUUUAAUUAAAUUCUCGUGGACCACCAUCUUUCUUGUUCGAGUGUCCAUUGAAAGAAAAGACAAAAAGUAGAUGAGUAAGUGAUCGUAACAAUAAACUCGUACGGUAAAACAUAAAACAACAAAGUACUUGUAACAAGACUGACUGAUUGUAUACAAUUUCAUCACACAAUUAUCACGACGUAAAUCAAUCGUGUUCUUGCAAAUUAGUAUCGUUCUCAUCGCGUAUAUUUAUACAUACAUAUAAAAAUGACAAAACGUUCGCAGAUCUUCUAGGCUCUUACGUCGUGUUUCCUCGGAUCUCCAAUUAGAAAAGGUUCAAGUUUAGCUUAUACCGCGCGUCCUAUCCCCGUGUCGUUAAUUUUUAUCACGAUUGAAGCCAAUUCUUCUUUACUUAAUAAAAUUUCGAAUCUGCGCUACUCGGAAAAUUAGUUUUCUUCUUCGAAAACACGUAUCGUCGUAUAUAUGUCAUUUGAAACAAUCCGCGUUCGUUGCAAAAAUAGAAAGGAAUAAAGAUGAAGUCUUUUUUUAAUAAAAAGAAAAAGAAAAAAAAAAGAAACAAAAGAAAAAAAAAAGAAAUUUUGAAUGUCGAUGAUACAACGGGAAUACAUACAUACAUACAUACGUAUUCGUAAUUCAACAAAAUUACCGGCAUUAUUUAUCGUUGUUGUCUAUUAUAUCACGCCUAAUUACUGUUCCCCUUAUUUUUCUUUAAUAAAUUCUAUCGCAGCGUUCUUCAAUUUGCUGUUCGCGAAAUAUCUAAACGAGGAAAGGGAAAGGGGGGAGAAAAAUGAAGAAAUAAUGAAUAUCUUUUCGCGAGAUGGGUUCGAUGAACUCGAACGAAGAGAGGAGUUUGCAACUUCAAUGUUCUUAGUGACUAGAAAGAAAGAAAUCGAAAAAAAAAAAAAACAGAUGAAAAGGAAACCGAGCAUACACAGUAAGGGAGAUAUCAAAUUCUGUAUAAAUAACGUUUUAGUAAUAUGUGUGUAUGCGCGGAUCCUUGAAAAAAGGUAUGUAUGAUGUGUGUUGUGUGUGUAUGAGAGAGAGAGAGAGAGAGAGAGAGAGAGAAUACAGAAGACCGAAAGAAAGAGAGAGAGGGAGAGAGAAAGAGUGAAAGAAUGAAUCAUAUUUACGCGUACAUGUAUAUAUAAUAUAUCCAUACAUAUAUAUUAUACACACUUGUGCGCGUAUUACUUUGCAUAUACAUAUUAUAUACAAGUAUGUAUUAAGAGAAAUCACGCAAGCAAAAAACGAGUUAAAUAUUAGUAAUUAACAUAGAAAUAAUAGAACAUUAAGUAAUAUAACCCCAUAAAAACUCGGGGAUACCCUAAACAACAGCAAAAAAAGAAAAAAGAAGAAGAGGAAGAAGAAAACAAAAAGGAUAAUUGUACAGCCCUAAGUUUUUAGUUGUGUUCAUUAUUAUAUACAGCGGGAUCAAAUUGUAUGUGUAUAGGAGACACUGUUGUAUAAUCUGCGUCGAAGAAACGCAUUCGCGCACAGUCAUAUACGUGUGUAUCCGUGCGUAGGUCCGAAAAGAAAGAAAGGAAUGAAAAUAAAUUUGAUAAUGGUAUCGAUCCCGAUUUCAUACACGGAAGAAAAAUGCGCGAUGAAAGAGAGAGAGGGAGAGAGAGAGAGAGAGAGAGAGAGAGAGAGAGAGAGAGAGAGAGAGAGAGAGAGAGAGAGAGAGAGAGAGAGAGAGAGAGAGAGAGUAAAAUACUUUUAUCGAUCCGCACAAAGAGAAAAAAGAAAAGAAAACAAGAUUGCGGAUGAAAAAGGGGCGAUUGCUCUCUAGUCCUGAAUUAUUACGAACGAACGUGAUCCGAGUUGAAAGGGGACGAACAUGAUCUUAGAGACAUAUAUGUCUUAACGAAUGUGUAACAGAAGAAAGAUAGGGAAGAAAAAUUGUCUCUGUGAAAAAGAAUUAAAAAAAACCCCCUCCAGCGUGCGAGCGAGCGUGCGUGCGUGUAAAAGGCUCUAGCGUAUAUCUUCUUAGAAGAAAAAAAAGCAAAAAAAAAAAAAACAAAAAAAAAGCAAAAAAAAAAAAAACAGUUUGUAAAACCAAUUAUCGAGUUAACAACGUGGAUAGAUCGUCUUUAAAGUUAGAUAGUAAAACUCUUGUAUGCGUGACGCGUUCUAAGGAGAAUAGGUAAAAAAGAAAGAAAAUGAACCAUCAUCGUCGGGCGAACGAAGGACACGACCACUUCCUACAAACUUCACUCUCCCUUUUUAUCCCUCGAUGCUCUCUCUCGAGUUUCGACAAGCGACAUCAUCAAAAAAGAAAAAGAACAUAAAUAAAUGCGCGACCCGGUAUUCGAACGUCUUUCAUUUCACUUUGUGUGUAGUAGGGCAUCGUCGAGAGUAGAAGGACAAUCAUAGGAGGUAGUUGUACGCCAUUUUGAAUUUGCGCGUAUUUAAUGAGGCUUAUUUCAUCUGAAUCUUUUUAGAACGAGCGUCGCGUAGAAUAAUCGAUCCUGACGAGUUGUUCCGUCUUUGAAGAAUGAACGAAACGUUUGUCCCGAUCCUUAAUCGAAGACGAGAUGAACGGAGAGAGAAAACGAAGGAUUGAAGGUCAUUCGUUUCUCUCUCUUUUUCUCUUUCUCCUCUCCAUCCUUAUAACCAUCAACUUCUUUUUAUCGGGUUGUCCUUCAUCCUCCAUAUUUGCCAAGGGAGUCCGUUGAUCAAUCUUCAACCCUUCGUUUUCUUUUUCUCUUUCUCUCUCUUUCUUAUUCGUGUCAGUAAGAAUGUGAACGAAUCGAAAAGAGGAAAAAAGAAAAAGGAAGGAAAAAAGGGAGGGAGGGAGGGAGGGAGGGAGAGAGAGAGAGCUGCGAGAGACGAUGCACGAUGAUUUGUAAUUUUCGCGUUAAAACGACGGGACGGUCCCUUGUGUUACGCGUAAGACCGUCGUGUAAGUGCGAAUCGUCGUCAAUUUAUGCCUGCAAUUUUAAUUAUAGCAAACAAGAGAGAAUUGCUAACGAUAAACGAUUAUGAUAAUGACAUUAGUAUAAAGAAAAGUAUAUGUAAUGAUACGAUACUGAAGCAUCAUCAUCUUUUGUAUCAUUUGUUCGUUUGUUCUUAUCUUACUGCGUUUGUCUUUCAUUAUUAAUGCAAUACCAAGAUGACUCGGUUUCGACUCGGUAUCUUGUGUGUAAAUAUAUACUAAUAAAGAAAAUUAUAGCGAA
This is a messenger RNA of Vespa velutina, 10863 nucleotides long. RefSeq names its product dual specificity tyrosine-phosphorylation-regulated kinase mbk-2-like. Gene Ontology annotation, molecular function: protein serine/threonine/tyrosine kinase activity; protein serine/threonine kinase activity; ATP binding. The transcript has 12 exons. Gene Ontology annotation, cellular component: nucleus. Lineage: Eukaryota; Metazoa; Arthropoda; Insecta; Hymenoptera; Vespidae. Bases 1131 to 4886 code for a protein of 1251 amino acids. The record is from RefSeq and is a predicted model, not a curated record. Gene Ontology annotation, biological process: peptidyl-threonine phosphorylation; peptidyl-serine phosphorylation.